UACUUACCUUGGUGGUCUGUCACACCGACGUCGUGAAGAUGGGGGGUAGAGAGGGAAUGGCGCGUUUUGUAGUGAUGACACUUCGUCACACUGCAGUCGUGAAGAUGGGGCGAUUUUGAGAGAGGGGGUGCGGCGUCCUUCUCUCCUUCUGACAAGGAGAGGCCGCCGUGGGUACCAAUGUGGUACCCACAUUAUGGGGGGUUGACUGCAUUGAUGGUGGUGAUGAGGCAGAUGAGACGAUCGUCGUCGUUGUUGUUGUGUGUGCGUAAUAAUUGUGAGGCGAGAUGAGACUUGGUUGCACUUUUCUUAGAGAGGUUUUAUUUAUUACUUGUACAAACAGGCAGAACUCUGCCUCUCUCAAUAAUAUUGGGAGAGGUAACAUGCAGUAGCACAGAAUACUUCCUCGACCCGUCCUCCACCGUUCCCCCGUCUGGUGGCUGCGCUUUCGCUUAUAUAUCCUAGCAAUACCUAAUUGAUACCUAUGUGUUGACCGAUUAUGAACCGGUUGGCCACGCUGAAUAGAGAUAUCUCAGAUGAGGUUGUGACGAAGCUGGUUUGCAACAUUGUCUCUUGUUUGUAAGAGAUGAUGGAGGUGAGUGGCAUACUAAUUAAGGGGUUUGGCAUUAAUGAAGUUGAUCAAACCUGCUCUUUCACAGCUAUUAAAUAGAUAUUCAUUCCCAUUCAAAGAACAUUAAGAAUUAUCCAAUCUGGAAAACUAGCGAUGGCGAUUUGGAUUACUUGGGUCCCGUUCCAAUUGGCGUGGCGAAGUCUCAAAAUCCUUCAGCAGCGGAGGGCUACUGAUUUUCGUACCCUAUUUUCAAAAGAUUGUCACUACAAAUACACAAAUCUGGUGUACAUCCAGUACGUCCGUUUGCAACUGAUCAUGAUUUCUGGACAGGACGAGGAUGCUCAGAGUCUUUUCAUUUUAAUGGUUUUGGGAGCGAUACUUAGCUCGUUAGCGAAUUUUUGUACAAUCCGCCUCCUGAAUGUAAGAUUACCUAUAUUGUUUUAUUCCGUGUUUCCCAUGGCAUCGAUAGCUAUUUUGAUAAUAGCUCAACAAAUGUUGCCUGUAGCCGUGGGUGUAAAUGAAAAGGCGUCCGAAGCCCUGCAGAAGUGGAUAGUGGGACUAAAUAAUGGGAAAUUGAACAGUAGUGAGAGAAGGUUUUUGAAAAUUAAGUUGCAAGCUUUAAGAUCGAUUCGUUAUCACGGAGGGUUGAAUGGCUUUUACUUUUUUGUUGCGGACAAGACUAUUAAACGAGAAUAUUUUGGGGUAAUUGUAACGACAACGUUAAAUUUAUUGCUGUCGUUUCCAGCGGUAAGAUAUAGGUAUUAAAAAAAUAAUUUGUAGUUAUAUUAGUUCAUGUAUUUAUGGUAUGUUCACGAAUUUACGGUACAAAUAAUUGUUAACAAUUUUAUUUUAAGUAUUGACAUGCACGAUAUUGUUUUAUUCCCUGCGAGCGAAGUUUAAAAAUUUAAUAAGGGAAAGUCCAUAAAUUAUGUCACGCGAGAGG
Molecule: messenger RNA, 1511 nt
Organism: Folsomia candida
Lineage: Eukaryota; Metazoa; Arthropoda; Collembola; Entomobryomorpha; Isotomidae
Exons: 2
Coding region: 722-1333 (203 amino acids)
Source: RefSeq, a predicted model, not a curated record